Osmia bicornis bicornis is the source of this 4540-nucleotide messenger RNA. RefSeq names its product protein RRP5 homolog (gene Rrp5). NCBI's taxonomy places the organism in Eukaryota, Metazoa, Arthropoda, Insecta, Hymenoptera, Megachilidae. Gene Ontology annotation, biological process: rRNA processing. Bases 267 to 4451 code for a protein of 1394 amino acids. Gene Ontology annotation, cellular component: nucleus; small-subunit processome; nucleolus. Gene Ontology annotation, molecular function: RNA binding; protein binding. The record is from RefSeq and is a predicted model, not a curated record. The transcript is spliced from 5 exons.
UAAGUUACAUUAACCUCAAAAUAACAAAUUGUAACAAACGUGACUGUAACCGGUAAAUGAUCAUAUGCAAGUAGAACAAGUUUUCUCCAAACAUACAAGAAUUUAGAAACCAGAAAGAUAUUGUUUGAAUAACUUAGAAACAAUACUAUCCGAUUUUACAUAUUGAAUAUUGAGGAUUAACGUGUACUACUUUAAUAAACUUUGCAAGUACCUACUCACUAAGCAGUGGUUUCUAAACUACAGUACUGAAUUAAAUAUUAUCAAAAAUGACCCUGAAAAGCUUUCCUCGAGGUGGAAAGAAACCUCUGGACAAGAAAUCAUCAGAUUCGUAUUGUUUCAGCAGUUGUUUAAAAACCCUGAGAGGCACAAUAAGAAGAAACAAAGGUCAGGAAAAAAGCGAUAAAGAAGAGGAAAAUUUUGUAGCUACCACUGCAGAACGAUUAUCAUACCUAACAAUAUCCGAAGGAUUGGUAGUUUUAGGAUGUGUUUUUGAAGCAACAGAAUAUGAUUUGAUAAUAUCCUUGCCAGGUGGUUUAAUAGGUCGUGCUCAAGUUGGUGAUAUCAGUGAAUCUUACACAAAUUUACUGCAAAAUUUAAUUAACACAGAAGACGCGCAACAGAAUGAAUUCAGGUCGUUGCCUGAAUUAUAUUCAUGCGGGGAUUAUGUUGUGUGUUAUGUGAAAAAUAUACAACCUCAAGAAAAGUGGCAGAUCGCCUUGUCCCUUGAUCCUAGGCUGAUAAAUCAAAAUGUGGACGUCGCUUAUUUGGAGGAUGGCUCAAGAAUGUUAUGUACUAUCAGUAGCAUAGAAGAUCAUGGAUACGUUGUAGAUACAGGCAUAAAUAACGUAAGAGCAUUUAUACCUGUGCCAAAAAAUAAUGAUAAAUCCUUGUAUCCAGGAAAACAGCUGUUAUGCACCAUAGAAGAAAUUGAAACCAAUGAAAAUACUUCAACAAUUAAAUUAUCCACAAAACAGAAACAUGCUAUGGUUCCAAAUGACACUGAAAUCAAAUCUCUGGACAGUUUGAUGCCAGGCACAAAAUUUGAACUCUCUGUAAAAAAGGUAUUAUCCAAUGGACUGUACGUUUCAUUUGGUAGUAACCACAUAGGGUACAUCAAUCAACUGUAUUUAAAUGAGCCUUUAUCUAAAUACAUAGCAGGAAUGGAAAUUACUGGCACAAUGUUGUACAUUUUACCAACUGUAAAAUUUGGAUAUUUCAGUUUAUUGAUAAAGAAACGUAGAAACGUAGAUGCUAUUCAACCUGGGCAUGUCAUAGACGAUGCAACUACUUUAUUCAGAGAAUCAGGUGGAAUUGCAUUGCAGUUAACCAAGAAUGGAACAAAGGGAUUUGUUCCUCUGAAAAGAACAGAGGUGAACUACGAUCAGAUCAUUGAAAAAUUUGUACCUGGUACUAAACACAAAUGCAGAGUGUUAUCGUACAGUUGGAUGGAUGCUAUGUACAUUUGUACAAUGGAACAUUCGUUAUUAGAACAGAAAUACUUUUCAGUAUCUGACUUCAAGCCAGGUGAUGUUGUGAAUGUAAGAAUCACAAGUAUCAAUGCAGAGUCUGGCUUCGUUAACGUACAAGUUGGUAAGAUUAAUGGACAAGUAGCACCGGAACAAGUGUCGGACGAAGGUGCAAGUGCCUUAAAGAAAUUAAAAACAGACAAAGAAGUGGAAGCAAGAGUCUUGGACAUCGAUACUGCACGAAGGAAGGUGCAUUUUACUUUUAAAAAGUCCUUAUUAAACAGCAAUUUGCCUGUUUUAAGUGACAUAAAAGAUGCAAAACGUGGAUCAAGGUACCAUGGGACUGUCGUUCAAAUAAGUAAAGGUGGAUUGCUGGUGAAAUUUUUUGGCAAUGUCAAAGGCUGGGUGCCUCGAACUGCAUUGAAUACCGACACGUCUGAAGAGAAUUGGAAUUAUUCUAUUGGACAAACAAUUUUAGUGCUGAUAGAUUCGGUGAACGAAAAUUUGGGAAAGAUAAUCCUGUCUGUACCUACCAAAGAGAAGAAAAAGAAAGAAAACGUAUUUACCAUAGGUGAACGCGUAGAAGGAACAAUUAUUGAAUCAUCUACUCAGGGAGUAUAUUUGAGAAUCAGUAAAAAUGAUGGACAGGAUGUUAGUACUGGAUUUUUACCAGCAGGGCACAUGUCACCCUGUACGGAGACAGCAACUUUGUUGGCGUCAAAAAGCAUUCCUGGAGAUACCCUUUCCGCUCUGGUAUUUGCUACAGUGCCAAGUUUAAUUUUAACAAGAACCUUUCUGACUCAAGAAAAAUACAGGAGCUUCGAGCAAUUGAAAAUAGGAGAUUGUAUACCAUGCUCUGUUAAAGAUAUAGAACCGAAUGGAAUGAGAGUCAUUCUACCAGUCGCAGGGUGCACACCGUUUGGAUAUGUCUCUUACAGCAACGUCAGUAAUUUUCAUUUGCUUCAGGUGCAUCAAAUUUUGUUUGCGAAGGUCAUUUCUAUCAACAGAAAGGAGAAACAAGUAAAUCUAACGUUAUCUUUGAAAAAGUUGUUUGAUGGAUUACCGGAUCUUCACAGCAAAAUAAUGACAGCAGUGGAUACUUUGACUUUGCAUUUCAAUAAAUUAACUGAAUUGGCGAGAAAUCCAUUUUAUAGCAACAGGCCAGUUUCUUCAGUGUUAUUAGGACAGAAGGUUACUGGAAAGGUUGACAAAAUCACAGCUGAUGGUUUGGUAGUGAAAUUAGAAAACAACUUGCUGGGUAUAGUAUCAAAGAAUCAUUAUUCUGGGAAUCGAAAAGUGGGAGACACGGUUUCUGGGACGGUUAUGUGGAAGAAUUACGUCCAUGAACUCGUUGAAUUGACCAUGAUACCUGCACUGAUGAAAAGUAUAAACGAGCAACAAGAUAAGCACCGGGAGAUACCCCAAGAUAAAUUAAUAAGGGGUAAGAUUUUAAUGGUGACAAACUGGUUUGUAUUAAUAGUCUUGAAAGGUCAUGGUAAAGGAUCAUUGGCAGCGAUGCCUGUGAAACGCCACGUGAAUGAGGUGCGGCCAGAUUUGUCACCCUACAUUGUUCAUUCAAAGAUCAGGUGUUACAUUGUAUCGAAUCCCAAUGAGUCGGACGUUAUGCCUAUUUGUAUGGUGAAAUCAGCGUUCGAGGAGAAGUCUAAUAUAGAAACAAAACCAGCUGCUAAUAAAUUGAAGAGGAAAAAGAUGAAUUCAGAAAGCGAAGAGGUUCCUGCGAAGAAAGUAAAGAAAUCUGAAAAGGCUGGCCCAGAUGUUAAACCUUUGAAUAAAAGGAAAAAAGCUAAAGCAGAAGAAGAAGAAAAUUCAGAAGAAAUAGAUGAACCCUCCAAAAAUGUUAAACAAAAAAGGGAUAAGAAAUUGAAGAAAAUAAAACAAGAUAUUAAACCCCCUAUAAAUAUUAUAACUGAUGACUACGAUAAAGAUGAUGUAAAGCCAAGAAUACCUGAAUGUGGAUUCUUUUGGGAUGAUAAACCAAAUUUAGAUUUACUUACUAAGCAAUCAUCCAGCGACAGUGAGGACAGUGAGGAUGAGACAGAGAAACAACCAAAGCAGAAAAAGAAGAAACUAAGCGCUGCUGAACGCAGAGAAAAGGAGAGGCAAAAGGAGCGUGAAAUUCGUGAAAGGGAAGAGGUAUUAGCUAGUAAUCAAUUGCCAACAUCUGUAGAUCAAUUUGACAGAUUAGUUUUAGCCAGUCCGGACAGUUCAAUCAUUUGGCUGCAAUACAUGGCGUAUCAUUUACAAUCAACAGAGAUAGACAAAGCCAGAGCGGUGGCUAGAAAGGCUGUAAAAACUAUAAGCUUCAGAGAGGAGAAUGAGAGAUUAAAUGUAUGGAACGCUUGGUUGAAUUUGGAAUCAAAGUUUGGUACUCCGGAAUCCUUGAACAGCGUUUUUCAAGAGGCUGUAAGGAGCAACGAUGCGUUGAAAGUCUACAGCCACAUGUUAACCGUACAUCUUGAGGGUGGCAGGCAGUUUGAAUUAGAGAAAAUAAUUAAUACCAUGAUUGGUAAGUUUAAACAAAAUCCUCAAGUAUGGAUUGACUGUGGAGCUGCGUUGUUAAAGAUGGGUUUGAAAGAUAAAUCUAGACACAUUAUGCAACGAGCAUUGCAAUCUUUACCAGCAUCUGAGCAUGUGAAUCUAAUGGCAAGGUUUGCUACACUGGAAAAUAAACUUGGAGACAAAGAAAGAGCUCAGACUCUUUUUGAGCAAAUUCUGAGUUCAUAUCCAAAGCGUGUCGACAUAUGGUCAUGUUAUGUCGAUUCUUUAGUUAAAUCUAACGAUAUCGAUAUAGCCAGGAAAAUUCUGGAGCGAGCGGUUGUUCAAACGUUGCCACCAAGAAAGAUGCGAUCUUUAUUCAAAAAAUUCAUCAGUUUUGAGGAACAGCACGGUACUCAAGAAGAUAUAUCACGAGUUCAAAAAAUGGCUGCUGAAUACGUUGAGAAACAAUGCAACCAAGACGAUUAAUCCAGAUUAAAAACAAAACGUUUCAUACAUGUUUUCCAUGAAACUAUUGUUCAUAUAGUUGUAUAAAAAUUAACAGAUUUUUAAUUUUA